Messenger RNA from Penicillium brasilianum, 939 nucleotides. NCBI's taxonomy places the organism in Eukaryota, Fungi, Ascomycota, Eurotiomycetes, Eurotiales, Aspergillaceae. The record is from the annotation of a GenBank genome assembly.
AUGCGUACCUUUACAAUGUCUCGUCAGCCAUGUUCGGGGCCAUGUCACCACAGCGAAUGCAGUAUACCCAGUCUCUCUCUCUCGGAUUAUGGACAUUAUCUCAGUCACCAACUGAACACUCGCAUGUUAAGUCUUGGAAACUGGAAUCUUCCUUGCUUCGCCCUCGCAGAUAAAUCACGAAACCACAACUUUGUGGGUCGAGAGCGCAUCUUGAAUUCAAUGGAUGACUACCUCCUUCCUCAAGAAACGUCUCUCCCCGCAGAUAUGACUAGUAUCCGCAGUUUUGCAAUUUGCGGAGAAAGCGGUAUGGGCAAAACCGAUUUAGCCAUUGAAUAUGCCUACUCAAGAAGACACCAGUUCGGGGCUGUGUUUUGGCUGCACGCUGGCAGUGCGGCUGAAUUGACGACCGACUUUUGUCAAAUCUCGGGCUACCUAGGCCUUGCAAAUGGAUACAGCCACCCCACGCUCGAAUCAAGGAGGAAACUUGCCAAAGCUUGGUUGAAUAAUCCAAAGAAGAGUGUGGAUUGGGGCGUGAAUUGUCGGUGGUUAUUGAUUUUUGACAAUGCCGAUGAUUUGGACGUUAUUGCGGAUUAUAUUCCCUAUGGUGGGAACGGAUCGAUCUUGAUUACGAGUCGAAAUUAUGCUGCGAGGGAUCGGUUCUUCGAGGAUGGACCGGGUGUUGAUUUGGAUCCUUUUUCUGCGGGCGAAGCAGCUACCUUGCUACAACGGCUGGUACUAGGCGUGGAUGGAAGGCUGAGUCGGACUGAUCAGAAAGCUUUGAUGAAGAUAGCAAGCUUGUCGGGAGGUGUGCCCGGAGAUAUCACGCGAAUUGCCGAGUCGAUUCGAGAUGAAUCCCUCCCCCUUCGAGAAUUUGCCGAUCUGUUUGCUCGAGAUAUGGCCCGCUUAGCACAGGUAAGAGUCCACGCCUAUCAACAUUGA